CAGAAAAUGGGCAGUCCUCCGACUAGGCUGAAAAAAAAGCCAUUUUCUGGCGCUGCUGCAAACUGCGUCCAAGUGUAAGAAGAAGGUACGAGGGAAGAGGGAAGCGUCGAUGUCAAAUCAGAUCCACCCAGAUGGACAAAAUGCAGCCCAAUCGGAUUAAAAUCACAGAUCUGAAUUUGCAUCUGACUUGUCCCCUGUGCGCUGGUUACUUAGUUGAUGCAACCACCAUCGUAGAAUGCCUCCACUCCUUUUGUAAAACAUGCAUCGUCGCCUUCUUGGAGACAAACAAGUUCUGCCCUCGAUGUGACGUCCAGGUUCAUAAGACGUGUCCGCAGCUCAGCAUCAGAGCGGACAAAACUCUACAAGACAUCGUUUAUAAGCUAGUUCCGGGGUUAUUCAAAGACGAGAUGAAGCGGAGACGAGAUUUCUACUCGGAGAGUCGCGUGCUGGAGCCGGGGGAAGUGGUGGAGACGUUCAACAUCGCAGAGGAUGAAAUCAUCAGUCUGUCCAUACAGUUCUACGAGAGGAACAAAACGAACGAGAGGCAGCGUGCAGAGGUGGAUGGAGACAAGUCCAACGGUAAACGCUUCCUGCAGUGCCCGGCAGCCAUGUCCGUCAUGCACUUAGCCAAGUUCCUCAGAAGUAAGAUGGACAUACCCAGCAACUACAGGGUAGAGGUGCUGUAUGGAGAUGAACCUCUCAAAGACUACUACACACUAAUGGACAUUGCCUACUUCUACGAGUGGAGACGGACUGGACCCAUCCCGCUGCAGUACCUGGUCAAGCCCACAAGGAAGCGCAGGAGGCCGGCCCAGCCUGCGGCCCAGGGCCACUCUGACGGCGUCAACACCAGCCCGACCUCAGAGAGCGACUCCCAGAGCGACAAAGUCCACAGUCCCGCUUCGGCGCAGCCGCCUCGAGCCUCCUCGCAGUCCAGCCCGGCGCCUCACAACCUCUCUCCUGCCAUCCAGAACUCCAACGGCACCACCGUGCCCAGCAACACUCAACGACACGCCCACUCCUCCAAACAGGGCACGUCCGCCGCCCGGAAGCUGACUGUCAACGGCACGAGCUCGGCGGCCAGCAAGGAGGACGCCAGGGGUGGAGAAAAAAGUUGUUUGCCUCCUCCGACCUAAUGUCUGCAUGACAGGAGGGAGGACAGUGUUUGGAUUUCUGCAGAGCAAAAACACUGGAGCCUUCUGCCUUUCGGACUUAAGAGGCAGUUUUCACCGUGACAGACUGAAGUGCAGCCAAAUAGAAACUUUGUGUGUGUGUGUGUGUGUGUGUGCGUGCGCGCGCCUCAUGUGUGUUAGACUAGAACAGUGCACACAUCCAGACUGUACAGUAUGUAUGAAAUGUGACCAUGUGUGCACACAUAUGUAUAAACUUAUCUUUUAUACAAGACAUUGUAAUCAUUUUGUAUUGUAUAUGCAGUGGUUCUGUUCCAUUUCUACCUUUCAUUGGGCUUCUGUAAAAUGGGACAAAAUGCUGUGAAGCAUGGCCGUGCAAGUCCACGCACGAUUGGAAUAUGAAGAAAGAAAGUCAUGUGAUCUACUGCUGUAUCAGUGUCCAGUAAAAGCAAUCGUCAGGUACCACACGCUCACGACUCAACUGUUGAUGCACUUUCCACAGUCCCAACCAACAAGUAUUUGUCACUUUUCUAAGCACUACCACGCCCGCUCGCCGGAUGCGUUCUCACGUCCACCAGAAGAACUCAAAAGGGAUUUUGAAUACUUGGCCAUGUAGUUCUUUUAUCAAAUUCAACAUUCCUUUUGUUUGUUCUGUUCCAACACAAACAGCAAUGCUUUGAUCGGCCAUAUGUGCAUGUUUUAGGUCAAUAAAAUGUUUACUUGAUAGGUA
This is a messenger RNA of Dunckerocampus dactyliophorus (ringed pipefish), 1860 nucleotides long. RefSeq names its product polycomb group RING finger protein 2-like. The record is from RefSeq and is a predicted model, not a curated record. The transcript is spliced from 9 exons. Gene Ontology annotation, cellular component: PRC1 complex. Gene Ontology annotation, molecular function: metal ion binding; promoter-specific chromatin binding. The coding region runs from base 132 to 1136 and encodes 334 amino acids. NCBI's taxonomy places the organism in Eukaryota, Metazoa, Chordata, Actinopteri, Syngnathiformes, Syngnathidae. Gene Ontology annotation, biological process: negative regulation of transcription by RNA polymerase II.